Molecule: messenger RNA, 1047 nt
Organism: Acanthocheilonema viteae
Lineage: Eukaryota; Metazoa; Nematoda; Chromadorea; Rhabditida; Onchocercidae
Source: the annotation of a GenBank genome assembly
AUGUUUUCGCUGAUAUGCAACUUACGCCACAUAUUUUUGGCCAGAGGGACUCCAGCCAUCAGAUGUUAUCCUGCAGUGAAAAGAGCAGGAUCUCAUGGAAAGCUUGAGCGCCUUCCUCCGGGAUUCGGUAAAACAACACCGUUAAGUUUAUUCAUCAAGGAGAACUUUGCAUCAAGGAAAAACGAACAGCCUACAAAAAUUUUCAGUAAUCUUAUCAAACAGUGGAAAAGUUUGGACGAGGCCGACAAAGGGAAAUAUGUUGAUGAGGCGUUACGGAUAAACGAAGAAAGACGAUCAAAAUUCGAAGCGAUGAGUGAAACUGAGAAAGAAGAGCUCCGUAGACGGGCUAAAAAUUUGAAGGAGGCUCGUGUAAAACGAAAAAUACGUUUGGAAAGGAGGAAAAAGCGGGAAAGUGACGGUCAGAGGCCGAUGUCAGGCUGGAUGCUUUUUGUGAAGGAGAAAGCUGUAAAAGGAGCUGCUGACACUGGUAAAAAGCAACAGGACAUCAUCAAGGAAUUGGCAAUAGUCUGGAAGUCACUUCCCAAGUCAGACAAAGAUAUGUACAGUGAACGAGCGAAAGAUUUUUCGAAAAGUGGAGAAAUAUGUGAUCUAACUAAAGCUGUAGUUCAUGAAAUGUUGAAGUGCAACGUUAUCUCUAUAUUAUUGGUUUUGGUCGUGGUUUGUUGCAAUGACAGGGAAUUGGCUCGUUUGCAAAUAGGAGUCAAGAAACGUGUCGACAACUGUGAGAUGAGAUCAAGAAAGGGGGACACUCUGAAUGUGCACUACGUGGGAAUGCUAGAAGAUGGUACUGAGUUCGAUAAUAGCCGAUCUCGCAAUAAGCCAUUUAUGUUCACGCUGGGCAUGGGACAAGUCAUUAAAGGAUGGGACCAAGGAUUACUGAACAUGUGUGAAGGUGAACAACGCCGCCUCGCAAUCCCAUCUGAUCUAGCUUAUGGCAGUUCCGGUUCUCCGCCGAAAAUUCCACCCGAUGCCAGUUUGAAAUUCGAUAUCGAGUUGCUCAAGAUUGAACGCGAAGAAGAUUUAUAG